Suhomyces tanzawaensis NRRL Y-17324 is the source of this 1347-nucleotide messenger RNA. It is a transcript of the gene SPE1, whose product is annotated as ornithine decarboxylase. Gene Ontology annotation, molecular function: ornithine decarboxylase activity. The coding region runs from base 1 to 1347 and encodes 448 amino acids. Gene Ontology annotation, cellular component: cytoplasm. NCBI's taxonomy places the organism in Eukaryota, Fungi, Ascomycota, Pichiomycetes, Serinales, Debaryomycetaceae. The transcript has a single exon. The record is from RefSeq and is a predicted model, not a curated record.
AUGACCCCAUCCGUCGACGUCUGCCAUGGACCAACUCUCUUCGAUGCUGCUUACCAGCCGCUAGUCGAACCGUUCAGACCCGACCAGACUGCGCCUGCCAGGGCCUCUGCCAGCGACAACCGCUCCAUCGUCAACCAGGCGUUGGUCUCCCACGUCGCUGAAAUCGACCACCACAGCUGUGAUGCUGGCGACGAGGACUCGUUCUUCGUGUGCGAUCUUGGUCUGAUUUCCAGAGCGUUUGCCACCUGGAAACGCCACUUGCCACGGGUGCACCCGUUCUACGCCGUCAAGUGCAACCCCAACGUGGAGGUGCUCCGUUUGUUGCUGUCUUUGGGCGCCAACUUCGACUGUGCCUCCAAAACCGAGAUCGACACCGUUUUGGGCUUGGGCAUUGCCCCAGCCAGAAUUGUCUACGCCAACCCCUGCAAGACGAACUCGUUCAUUCGUCACGCAGCGUCUGCUGGCGUCAACAUGACGACCGUCGACAACCCACACGAGCUCUACAAGUUGAAGCAGCACCAUCCGCAGUGUGGAAUCUUGAUCCGGAUUGUUACCGACGACGAGGGCGCCUUGUGCCGGUUAUCGACCAAGUUCGGAUGCUCUUUGGACGUGGCAAUCAACCAGUUGUUGCCUUUGGCCCACCAGUUGGGCUUGACUGUGCGUGGAGUGGCUUUCCACGUAGGCUCGGGUGCUAAGGACUUCCGCUCCAUCACCAGGGCCAUUGGCGACGCCAGAACCGUGUUCGACAAGGGAAUUGACCUCUACGGUCAUCCCAUGAACGUGUUGGACAUUGGUGGCGGCUUCGAGCCGGAGUCGUUUGGCGAGUCGUCCCACACCGUCAACGCAGCCUUGGACACUUUCUUCCCAGCCAGCUACCUCGACCACCAUGGAAUCGAGCUUGUGGCUGAGCCAGGACGGUUCAUGGUGUCCAAUGCGUUCACGUUGGCCACCCAUGUGAUUGCCAGACGGGACUUGGCCGACGACAAAAUCAAGGCCAUGAUCUACAUCAACGACGGGGUCUACGGCAACUUGAACUGUAUCUUGUUCGACCACCAGCACCCCCAGGCCAAGGUGUUGAAGCAUGGCGACACCUACCACUUCCAAUCGACCAAUCAAGAAGGUGAGGUCGAGAAUGAUGCCGAACAGGGCAAGCACCACUUCUCGAUCUGGGGACCAACUUGUGAUGGUUUGGAUUGUGUGUCCAGUGACACUGUUUUGUCUCACGAUGUCGAGGUCGGGGACUGGUUGUACUUUUCCAACGUGGGUGCGUACACCAGCACCUCCACCACCUCGUUCAAUGGCUUUAAGGGAAAUGCCCACGUAGUGUACGUUUCCUCUGCUAGUUAA